CACACACACACACACACACACACACACACACACACACACACACACACACACACACUUCAUGGCACACCCAUAUGAACCAUGGCUGCGGGCGGCGCCCCCUGGAGGCCCGGAAGAAGUAGGCAUGUCUGGUUGGUGGGACCUACACAGUGGAGCUGCAGGAGGCUGGAUGGACUUGCAGGGGUCACCAUCACUUGGGGUCGGGGGUGGGGCAAUGGGUCAGGGUGGGUCCAUGGGCUUGCAGCCAGCCGUCAGCACCUACAACCCUGAGGCUCAGAUGUGCUGCCUGCCGACGUCACCCCACGCUGGUCCACUUUACCCCCCUGAUGGUUUUAAAAUGGAACCGCUGGCACCGGACAUGCUUCACACUCCACACCACGCCAACUCCUUUUCCCUGGAAGAGUCACAGGAAGGAGCGAGCGGUUCAGCUCGUCCCAGGUCGCAGCGCCGUUCCGGCACCAGAGCUCCGGGUCAAACGGCCUGUCGCUGCCCAAACUGCCUCAGUGCGGAGUCACUAGGAACCAACAACGAUGGUGAUGAUGCCAACAAGCGCAAACACCUGCACAACUGCCACAUCCCGGGCUGUGGGAAGGCCUAUGUGAAAACCUCACACCUGAAAGCUCACCUUCGCUGGCACAGUGGUGACCGGCCCUUCGUCUGCAACUGGCUGUUCUGUGGGAAACGCUUUACUCGCUCAGACGAGCUGCAGCGUCACCUGCAGACACACACCGGCACCAAGCGAUUCAGCUGCAGCGUUUGUCCACGAGUCUUCAUGCGUUCAGAUCACCUGACCAAGCACAUGCGUGUUCACGAGGAGCAGGGAGGUCCAGAAAACACCUCACCAGCCUCUCUGGGUGACGGGGCUCUGACCUCGACUCCACCCGCCGGGGCAGCACCAAGCCUGCAGCUGAAGAGCGAAACCAGUGCUAGCGGAGACGAGACACCAGGAAACAGCACCUAACCAUCACUAACUGAACAUUUUCUUACCCCUGACGCUAAUGCUAAACUCGACUGCACUGCUAAUGCUAAAAUUAAACUUGAUAGUCAUAGCACUGUUAGCAUCAAGUGUUGAAAAAAGAUAUCACUGAUUUAAGGUGAACAUAGCAUCUUUAUUACACCUACUGCAGGAUUAGCAUUAAAUGGCUAUCACCUAUGCUAACAUUACCAACGCUUAUAUGUCACUGAACAAGGAGCUAGCACUGAACGCAUUAGCUAGUUAAUGCUGUUAUUUACAUAAUAUGGUGGAUUUAUGAACACUGGACAACAUUGAUUAAUUUAUAUUUAGAACUGUUAGCAUCCGCUAAUUAACACUGAAUAUAGACCUGAAUCGUGAGCUGAAUUUUGUUAGCAUUAACACAAGUUAUGACUGAUGUAGCGCUGUUAGCAUCAACGGCAAGAGAAUUAUAGCAAUACUUAGUUUAUGUGUUAGCAUGGUUGCCAUUAGCUUCUACACUGAUUGACUAAGAGUGAGGAUAGCACUGUUAGCAUUAGCUCAUUACUACUGACUACUGCUGUGGUUAGCAUUCAGUUAAUAAUAGUGAUAUUAGCACUGCUAUUAGCACCAGUAUCAGACCAUAUCACUCAGUAACAGCGACUGGAUGUUAUGUAACGUGAUGGUAGCAGUGUUAGCGUAGCCGCAUUGCCACGUGUAACACGUAAAACACAUGCAGUAAUUGAUAGUUAAUACUGUUUACAUUAGUGCUGCUAGCUCUUACACACACACACACACGCACACACACACACACACACACACACACACAGUUUUAUGUAGAAUGAUGAUGAUGAUGAGGUGUCACUUGAAUGCAACCUUUCAGCCUUUUAUGGCUUUAAUAUUUAAUAUUUUGUAAUAUUUGUUUUCUGAGUGUAAUUUAUUAAUGAACAGACAAUAAUAAUAGUAAGGGAACAGCUGAGGGAGUUUACUGUCCUGCUUGGAUUUCAGAGGUGUGUGGGAAAUUGAGACGCACUGAAGGUUACUGGAUGACAUUCGGUCCUGGUUUGGUGACUGCAGUGGGUCUGUAACUGUCAGUGUUGGGAGAAUUGAAGCAACUCUGUGUUGAUAAUCUGCUUUCUAACUCCUGGAACUUCACUCUGUGAUUAGUGCUGGACAGAAGUGUGUUACUGUUGGAACUCUGCGUGAAGUUUGAUGGCGUAAACUCUUGUGUCUGUGUCAUGAGUGUGUUCAUUAAUAAAAUCAUUUGGUUGUACAGUU
Messenger RNA from Silurus meridionalis, 2206 nucleotides. It is a transcript of the gene sp6, whose product is annotated as Sp6 transcription factor. Gene Ontology annotation, molecular function: RNA polymerase II cis-regulatory region sequence-specific DNA binding; DNA-binding transcription factor activity, RNA polymerase II-specific. Gene Ontology annotation, biological process: regulation of transcription by RNA polymerase II. The record is from RefSeq and is a predicted model, not a curated record. Bases 59 to 958 code for a protein of 299 amino acids. The transcript has 2 exons. Lineage: Eukaryota; Metazoa; Chordata; Actinopteri; Siluriformes; Siluridae.